CUUGUGUAAACACAGUCUACCAUAUGAGUCUACCACACGAGUUUAAGAGUUAUUUUACGUUAAGAUUAACAAAUUAUUAAAAAUCUCUGACCGAGUUUAAUUGUGCACGCAAGACGAUUCGGUUUAAGUUCCUACUGUACGAUAAAUAGCUUAGAUCACAAGUUUUGCACCAUGCUUGCUAUCAAGCAUCUUGUAAGAUGUACAGUCCACUUGAAAAGAUGCACAAAUUUUGUCACUUUAGAUCGAUUUCGACCGAAAAACAGAAUCCCCACGUUUUCUAGACCUUUAUGCAAACUUUUGAAUUUUUGUUUGGCAAGUGGUUUUGUAGUAACCUUUAAUGAUGACAAUGAGGAAGAAGAAGUUAAAACCAAAGUCAACAUAGCCGAACCCAAAAGUUUUAGCAAUACUUUUAAACUCCAACAGGCUGGAAAUGAUGCUGUUAAUUCUUCUAUGUCAGUUUUGUCUACUGCCUUUCACACCUUCCAUUUUGCUCAUCAGGAAUACAUUACUUUAUUGGGAUCAGCAAUUUCUGCCCUCCUUACUGCAAUUGAGGUUGGUCCGGUUAUGGUUGAAAGACUAGGCAUUGAGGAACACCUUUCUCAGUUGCAAUCAGAAAUUUUUCUUCAAAAAAAGCAAAUCAGUGAUAGCCUCUAUGUUUACAAUGAGUCCACCAAACUGCUAAAUGUGGCUGCAAACAUAUCAUUCUUAGCAGGCAAUGAGAUCUCAUCUGGUUUAGCUUCCACCCAUCUGCACAAUGUUCAGCAGGAGGUUGACAAGAUGAAAAGUGAAGCAAUUAAGCUAGAGCAAGAGUAUUUAGAAUUGCAGAUGCAGUUUAUAGUCAAGUCCCAAUCAACAUGAGAAGACAGGAUGUAUCCGCCAGAUCCGCUCAUAUUUACUUCUGGAUGUGUUCUAAGUGGCAAAACUUGAUGGAGUCUGAACCAAGCUUCGGUUAGCUUCAAAUUAACGGCCAAAUUGCACUCACGGAAAUCCGUAUACGUCUCACACAGUGGCUUAAGAUGAACGAAAUAAAAUAUGUUAAUUUUC
This is a messenger RNA of Daphnia magna, 1044 nucleotides long. RefSeq lists its product as uncharacterized. The coding region runs from base 172 to 858 and encodes 228 amino acids. The transcript is spliced from 3 exons. The record is from RefSeq and is a predicted model, not a curated record. NCBI's taxonomy places the organism in Eukaryota, Metazoa, Arthropoda, Branchiopoda, Diplostraca, Daphniidae.